UUCACAGUCUUCGUCUUCAUACAUCCGUCGGUUUCUCUCUCUUCUUAAUUCAGUUUGGUUGAGAAUUGAAUUAGGUUUUCAGCUCAGAUACAGAUUCCACUUUUCUACUACACCACUUCAAAUUGAUUUGUUCCUUAUGUGUAAUCACCUAUAUAUCGGUGAACUCUGAACAUCGGCUUAAUCUCUUUAUUUGAUUUGAUUCUCGUCAUGACUAGCGUAGUAGGGCUUGCAGGAUGGGAGAUUCAUGGAUUCCGUUCUAUGAAAGAUUUGGAUAUUGACAGCGUACUGGAGGAAGCUAAGUCAAGAUGGCUCCGGCCAAAUGAGAUUCACGCUAUACUCUGCAAUUAUAAGUACUUCACCAUCCAUGCGAAGCCAGUGACCUUGCCUGAAAGUGGUAGAAUUGUGCUGUUUGACCGAAAGGUGCUUCGGAACUUUCGGAAGGAUGGUCAUAAUUGGAAGAAGAAAAAUGAUGGGAAGACUGUCAAGGAAGCACAUGAACACCUAAAAGUUGGCAAUGAUGAAAGAAUCCAUGUUUACUAUGCCCAUGGUGAAGAUAAUCCAACCUUUGUUCGGAGAUGCUAUUGGCUACUCGAUAAGACAAUGGAACAGAUAGUUCUUGUCCAUUACCGUGAAACACGAGAGGGCUCUCCUGUCACAUCUACAAAUUCAAUAUCUAGUUCAGGCCUUUCUGAUCCAACUGCUUCUUGGAACUUAUCAGAUGUAAAUGGCUCUCCAGCUGAGCAGGCAUAUUGCAGUGUUAACAGAAAGCUUAUAGUGCCUGGUGAUUGUGUGACACUGGGAAAUUAUGAAAGUAAGCUACAUGAGAUCAAUACACUGGACUGGGAAGAGCUUUUGGUACCGGAUGAUCCACAGAAGCCGAUCAUUCCUGAUGUAGGACAAUCUCCAUACUUUCCACAACAAGAUCUAUUUGCAUCUAACCAAUCUACUCCAAACAGUAGCAUUGCUUCGACCAACAUGGUACCCAUAGAAAAUUCCUUUAAUGGUUCUCAACAUCUGACAGGAGGCAUGAAUAAUUCUCUAGGCGUUGUGCCAAAUGAUGGAUUACAAACUCAAGAUAGUUUUGGGAGGUGGAUAAACAACAUAAUGACCGACUCUCCAGAAGCUGUAAAUAAUCAUUGGCUGGAAUCCUCAAUUCAAAGUGACCUUAACUCACUUAUUUCUCCAGCAUCAGAAAUUCUCCAAUCAUCUAUUUCAGGGCAAAUAUUCACUAUAACUGAUGUGUCUCCUGCUUGGGCUUUCUCUGAUGAAGACACCAAGAUCCUCGUCACAGGACUUUUUCAUGAAGGAUAUUCAAGCAUGGCUAAAUCCAGUUUAUAUUGUGUGUGUGGAGAUGCAUAUGGUCCAGUCGAGAUUGUCCAACCCGGAGUUUUCCGGUGCUUGAUUUCACCGAAUAACCCUGGACUUGUAAAUUUAUACUUGAGUAUUGAUAGUUGCAAACCCAUUAGCCAAGUCAUGACAUUUGAAUAUCGUGCACCCAUGAUACAUAACCAAAUAAGUUUCACUCAAGAGAAGUGGGAAGAAUUCCAGGUCCAAACUAGGCUUUUUCAUUUGCUAUUCUCUACCACAAAAGGCCUCAAUAUCUUAACUAGUAAGGUCCAGAAAACUUACUUGAAAGAAGCCAAAUUUUUUGCACGCAAAGCUUCCCACAUUGCGGAAGAAUGGGGUUCUGUAAUAAAAUCUGUUGGAAGUACGCAUAUUGCAUAUCAACAUGUAAAAGACAGCGUCUUAGAGCUUACUCUGAAGAAUAAAGUGUACGAGUGGCUGAUGGAAAGAAUAGUUGAUGGGCAUAAAAUAUCCAAUCAUGAUGAAAACGGGCAAGGAGUUCUCCACUUGUGUGCUAUCCUCGGUUACACAUGGGCAGUCCAUGCAUUUUCUUGGUCCGGAUUUUCGCUGGAUUAUCGAGAUAAAUUUGGGUGGACAGCUUUGCAUUGGGCUGCCUACUAUGGAAGGGUGGAAAUGGUUGCAAAACUUUUAUCAGCUGGAGCAAAGCCAAGUCUAGUAACAGAUCCAACUCCAGAAGUUCCUGGAGGAUGUAUUGCAGCUGAUCUUGCAUCUCAGGGUGGCCAUGACGGUUUGGCAGCUUAUCUAGCGGAAAAGGGUUUAGUUCAACACUUUAAAGACAUGACGCUAGCUGGAAACGCAAGUGGCUCGCUUGAAACUGCUAAUAUCGAUUCAGGAAACCUUCAGAACCUGACCGAAGAAGAGCUGUUCCUUAAGGAUACACUGGCAGCUUACAGGACUGCGGCAGAUGCAGCAGGACGCAUACAAUCUGCAUUCAGGGAACACUCCCUGAAACUGCGGACGGAAGCUGUCGAGAGUGCAAGCCCAGAGGAGGAAGCUCGCAACAUAAUUGCUGCCAUGAAGAUCCAGCACGCUUUCCGAAAUUUCGAAACGCGAAAAAAGGUUGCUGCAGCUGCCAGGAUACAGCACAGGUUCCGUACUUGGAAGUUACGACAAGAUUUCCUUAAUAUGCGUCGUCAAGCCAUCAAGAUUCAGGCGAUGUUUAGGAGAUUCCAAGCUCGUAGGCAAUAUCAGAAAUUAGUAUGGUCGGUUGGAGUGCUUGAGAAAGCGAUUCUAAGGUGGCGAUUAAGGAGAAAGGGAUUUCGCGGGCUUCAAGUUAUCCCUGAAGAACCGGAAAAUAAGAAGAAAGAAAGUGUCGCGGAGGAGGACUUCUUUCAAGCGAGCAGGAAACAAGCUGUAGAGCGUGUGGAGAGAUCAGUAAUAAGGGUGCAGGCACUGUUCAGGUCAAAGAAGGCACAAGAAGAAUAUAGAAUAAUGAAGCUAACACAUGAUAAUGCUAUACUGCAAAGUGUACUGGACAGCAGCAGCAACACAGAAGAUAUGGAAUAACAAUUCCAAUGGUAAGUUUUUAUCGGCUUUUCUUCAUGGCUAACAUUUUCUUGUCUAGUCCAGCUUGUAAUAUGUAUGUUGUGUCAUAGUCAUGCAUUUUUAGGGUAGUGGUUCUAUGAGAACGACAAACUUGUCAUUUCUUAGUGGUCUUGUAUUUGUUCUCGCUUGUAUUGUAAUGUGUAAAAUGGAAAACCCCGAUAAAAAAUUAUAGUGGGAUGUAACUUAGUUGUCUUGUAAGUUUUCUUUAUUAAA
Messenger RNA from Impatiens glandulifera, 3123 nucleotides. Its product is annotated as calmodulin-binding transcription activator 5. Gene Ontology annotation, biological process: regulation of transcription by RNA polymerase II. The record is from RefSeq and is a predicted model, not a curated record. Gene Ontology annotation, cellular component: nucleus. NCBI's taxonomy places the organism in Eukaryota, Viridiplantae, Streptophyta, Magnoliopsida, Ericales, Balsaminaceae. The transcript is spliced from 13 exons. Gene Ontology annotation, molecular function: protein binding; transcription coregulator activity; double-stranded DNA binding. Bases 208 to 2871 code for a protein of 887 amino acids.